AUGCAGAAAUACAGCCUCAAAGGCAUAUAUGCAAAGCUUUGUGUGGAAGAAGAACAUGUUACCUGGGACAAGUUUGUUUGGAAUAGAAUCUCUAUUCCAAAGCACAGAGUUAUUACUUGGCUAAUAAUGAAAAACAGGCUAAAUACAGCUGACAGAUUAUUGAAGUAUGGCUUAAUACAUGAUGAUGCUUGUCAAUUUUGCUCUACAGGAAGAGAAACACAGGAACACUUGUUCUUCCAAUGUGAUUAUUCCAGGAAGUGUGUUGAUUUAUUGAGAUCUUGGCUGGGUAUGGUGAGUCAUCAGUAUGAUUUUCAAAGAAUAGUAAGAUUUUGGAGAAAUAACAGAACUUCAUGUUUCAAGAAAAAAGUGUUGGCUGCUGUAUUGAAAGUUGCUGUGUACUUCAUAUGGUGGGCUAGAAAUGAGGCUGUGUGGAAUCUUGUUGGCUGGAGGCCUGAUCAGAUUGUUCAUAGAGUGAAAAGCUUAACAAUUCUUAGGAUUAAUACUGUCUUGCCUAAGAAAACUUCUACUGCUGAUAGAGCUUGGUUUGAUUUGUUAAAAAGUAGAUAA
Beta vulgaris subsp. vulgaris (sugar beet) is the source of this 567-nucleotide messenger RNA. RefSeq lists its product as uncharacterized. Lineage: Eukaryota; Viridiplantae; Streptophyta; Magnoliopsida; Caryophyllales; Amaranthaceae. The coding region runs from base 1 to 567 and encodes 188 amino acids. The record is from RefSeq and is a predicted model, not a curated record. The transcript has a single exon.